Tetranychus urticae (two-spotted spider mite) is the source of this 1262-nucleotide messenger RNA. The record is from RefSeq and is a predicted model, not a curated record. Lineage: Eukaryota; Metazoa; Arthropoda; Arachnida; Trombidiformes; Tetranychidae.
ACAUUGGCAUUGGCUUUUAAUUUGAAUAUAUUUUCUUGUCUGAUUUGCUUUGUUUUUUGAAUGCUCGCCACAUUAUCCUUAAAUGUAAUAAAUGUUUUUUUACCAUUUAACAGAACCUUUACCGUUUGAUGAAGGUAAAUCAGUUAUUUCGUAUCAUUCCCGGUUACCAUUUAUUGACUCGUAUGGCACAGUUAAAUCUAAAUUUGUUAAUUUUGAUCCAAUCAAAAGUCCAGUUCGUAAUGAGAAUAUAGUCCCGAAUGGAUUUGCUUUCACUAACACAGCAAGUGUCUCGGAUUACUCUAUAGCGUCGCUGCUUGACUUGAAGGUUAAUAAUACUUGCAGUUUGGAUGAACCUCUUAAUUUAACCAACAAACCAGUUAAUGUAACUUCAAUUACAACAACCUCAUCAACAUUAUCAUCAUCUCCGUCGUCCUCAUCAUCAGUUUUAACUCCACCAUCAGCCAGACCAACGACAACAUUGAAGGCAACAGUUGUGUCUAGUAAAGACAGUGAAGAGUGCAGGUCAUCAUCAUCCAUAAACUCUCAUCUUCACUCAUCAACUCAGUCAAAUUUGAAACCAUCUUCUAAUAAUGUUAACUACAGUAAUAUCAGCACUCUAUCAUCAUCAUCAUCGUCGUCGUCCUCGUCAACAACGACAACAACCCAGUCAAAUAAAAUAUCCUCGCCAGAUGGAAGACAUUUUAAAUGUAAUCAAUGUAAUAAACUGUUUAAGCGAUCGUCAACCCUAUCAACUCAUCUCUUGAUUCAUUCAAAUACACGACCCUUUCCAUGUCCUUUCUGUGGUAAACGAUUCCAUCAAAAGUCGGAUAUGAAGAAGCACACUUAUACCCAUACAGGUGAAAAGCCUCAUAAAUGUGCCGUCUGUGGUAAAUCGUUUAGCCAAUCAUCCAAUUUGAUAACUCACACAAGGAAACACACAGGUUAUAAACCCUUUGCUUGUGAUUAUUGUCCCAAAGCAUUCCAAAGGAAAGUGGAUUUACGGCGUCACCGGGAGACUCAACAUCAUUAUAAAGAUUAAGCAAAGGUAGACUUGGAUUUGAUCUCGACAUCUUUUAAUUAAUCAAAUUGUAGUCCAGAACAGUCCUUAUUUAUUUUACCAAAAAUCGGGACUGACAAAAUCAAUGAAAAUUAUCAUAACCAUAUCAAAAUCACUUCAUCGAUCUUUUAAGUUUUAUAAUUUUGUUUCCUCUUUUCAUGUAUUGUAAAUAAAAUCAUCCAAAAAUGAACUGUUUUAAAUUGUA